GUGACCAAGUAAUUUCGGAAAUUAUAUUUAUAGAUGAUUUUCCCAAUAAAAAUAAUUCCAAUAAUAAACGCUCUAACCCUAACAAACGCACUGCAGAAGAGGAAAACGAGUUGAGCAAUUCGCAAAAAAAAUCCAACAGUGUUGACACAAACAGUGAUGUUAGAAGGAAAUUCGAAAGAUUAAAACACAUGUACGUUAAAAGUCAAAAUCGCAGUUUGAUGUGGAAGACGAGAGCGAAAUGCGAAAUAAAAAAGUUGAAAGGUAUCAUAAGUAAAUUGGAGGAGAAAAUUCGUGUUCUGGAAGGUAAGAGUUCAAAUUUGUUCAAACAAAAAAAAAUGUCCAGAUGGUGUGACCAUUUCACGACGGUUAAAACUUGUCGUCUGAAAUUACCUUGUGGUUUAACCAGCUACAAAAACUUCUUGCGCCAAAGUCACCCGCUACCAUCUUUCUGUGAAUCAGGUAACAGUAAGCUUGAGAAUUGGAAAUUCGCAAGCGGUAACUGCGACGCGAUUUUCGAGUUUUUAAAGACAAAGGUUUCACAAUUGAAACACGAUCACGAGAGAGAUUGUCUAUUAAUUAUAGAAGAAAUCGGCAUCACGCCAAAGCUUUGCCACGAUGACGCAUCCGGUGCUAUGAUAGGCAAUGUCACGCUACCCGGCCACGAUGACAAAGAGAGGGCAACGCACGCGGUUGUAUUCGUGUUGGCUGGAAUCUCCAAGCGAUGGAGGCAAAGCAUCGACUACUUUUUCACGGGAAAAAGCAUCGACGGCAGCGUUUACCGAUCGCUCAUUGUAAAUUACGUCAGAAAAGCCAACUCCGUCGGCCUAGACGUCCACGGCGUCGUGUCCGACAUUGGCUCGGCGAAUCAAUGCAUGUGGCGAACGUUUGGUAUAUCGGCCCACAGGUACUCGGCCAUAAUCACCAAGUGUCCACACCCCGUGGAUGACAACCGAUUUUUGUACUUUUUUCACAACGCCACUCGGGAUUUUGAAAAUCUCCGCCAAGGCAAGUUCAACGACGACACCGACAUCAUCAUUCCACCGUCGUUUGUCGAAAAGUACCAGUUAAAAACCAACUUCACGAGCGCAAAGCACCUACAGGAUUCAUUUAGAUCGCAAAACAGUGUCGACGCAACCUCCCGUUUAUCGGGCACAAGCGGGGGGCUCGAGUCUUUGACCGGCUCAUUUUUGGUAGCCCAGUUCGGCAAGUGGUUGAAAGUCAUGACCUGCGAAAGUACCGGGGCUAAGCACGACGAAAAUUUCGACUUUUUGCGGGGUUUCGUGGAAUUGGUGUCCUCGUUGAAGUUCGAAAAGGGACCCGAGUGGAAGCUCUUUCAAAAAGGCAUCAUCUUGUCGACGACGUCCUACGUGGAAUUGGCGUCGUUUCUGUCGAACGCUCGGGGCUACGGAUUCGUCGCUGGUCGCACUUUCACGUGGGACUGUCUUUUUGCCAUCUCACCGGUAAAAAAUUGCACCCUCGAUGCCCUGCAAUUGAGAAACCAUCUCAAAUUGACGACGCUUUCGCAGUACUUGCAGCAGGUGUCCUCCGAUCGUAAGGAGAAUGAUCGCGACUUCCUGCCCGAUUUUUUGCAAACUACUUUGGAAAAUGGCCCGAUAACGGUACGCAACGGUCCACCGGCGACGACCGCACCUCAUGGCAUGCACUACAAUCCAAAAGCCAAGUACCACGAUGUAUCUCUCGACAACUUCGAGGUGCACUCGUUGCACAGUAUUGCCGAUCGUGUGGUUGAAUCUAUUCUUCGAAUCGAUGGAGCUUGCAAUUUUUGUCUCGCUUGUACUGGUCGUUUCAAGUGGCGUUUGAGUUCGCGCGGUAAGUUACCUCAACGUUUCGCGGGCGAAUUGUCGUUCUCCGUGAACCAGAGGGCCUUCAACUUUUUUGUCGAGAUGGAAAAAAUGUUCCGAGGGACACUGAAAGGCGUCAAAUCGGUUUCUCCGUUGAACUUGCGACGUACGUUGGUGACAAAAUUUCUGGCCAUUCCUUACAUUUUACCGGAUUGCCAUCGUUUAAAAUCGGAAAUCGUACGCAGAUUUGUCAUGUUUCGAAUGAAAAUGUACAUGAAAAAAAAUAAACACGCCAUAGGGACCCGCUAA
This is a messenger RNA of Copidosoma floridanum, 2111 nucleotides long. RefSeq lists its product as uncharacterized. Gene Ontology annotation, molecular function: sequence-specific DNA binding. The record is from RefSeq and is a predicted model, not a curated record. NCBI's taxonomy places the organism in Eukaryota, Metazoa, Arthropoda, Insecta, Hymenoptera, Encyrtidae.